AUGGCCCUGGUUGAGUCGGGCAUUCCAUUGAACGAAAUUCCUGCUGGUCGCCCACCGGUUGGCCAGGUAUCUCACAUCCACAAUGCGGUUGGCAGAACACAUAUGAUCACGACAUGCGACAUUAUCUGCAUUAUUAUCGUUUGCACUGUCGUUGCUAUGCGAUUUUAUACCCGCGUUCGUCUUCUCAAGAGCCUAUGGUGGGACGAUUGGUGCACAUUAUUCGCUCUUGCAUGCUGGCUAGGUGAGACUGGAUUGUUCCAAUACGCCUGCAAGUUCGGAGCCGGCAAGCACAUUUACGACAUCACUGUCGCGGACCUCUACCCCAAUCUACUACGUGGAUGGGUCGUUUGCGCGAUCAUGUACAGCAUUACCAUGCUGUUCUCCAAAAUGUCGAUCCUGUUACUUUACCGCCGCGUGUUCCCCAUCAACAACUUUGCCAAGCGAUGGUGGGCUGUCGUCGCCUUCACAGUCGCCUAUUCGCUCGGAGCUAUAUUCGCAUCCUUAUUCCAAUGCCGACCAAUGGAAUCUGCCUGGAGUAUUGACAUCACUCCAGAAUACUGCAUCAGCACUGAAAAGUUCUACACCGCCAACGCUGCCUUGAACGUCGUAUCUGAUAUUUUGAUCCUUCUACUACCUGUACCCAUUGUCUGGGGUCUCAACACCGACGUCCGCAAGAAGGUCAUCCUCACUGGUCUCUUUUCGAUGGGAUCCAUCUCUUGCCUUGUCAGCAUCCUCCGUAUGCGUUCCAUCAUCGUCUUGUAUAAGUCUGGCUACAGCGAUUUGACCUGGGGACUUGUGGAAGUCGUGCUAUGGUCGCAAGCCGAACUCACGGCAGCCAUGAUCUGCACAUGCACCCCUUGUCUUCGACCACUAUUCGAGAAGAUCAUUCCCGCAUUGCGUUCGGCAACCUCGAGAAAGGGUACACAUGGAAGUAGCACUGGAGGAUACAUCCGCACAGGCGACUCCGGACACAAGAGCUCGGUGAGCAAGUCAAAGUCGAUUUCGGAUAUCGAGAUGGAUGCUGGGAUUCGAAAGAAAGUCACUGUUGAUGUCAGUGCGCUGGGGUCUGACAGUGAUAGCCAGAAGAGCAUUAUCCGGCAUCAGGCGUGA
Aureobasidium namibiae CBS 147.97 is the source of this 1110-nucleotide messenger RNA. RefSeq lists its product as uncharacterized. The transcript has 4 exons. The coding region runs from base 1 to 1110 and encodes 369 amino acids. NCBI's taxonomy places the organism in Eukaryota, Fungi, Ascomycota, Dothideomycetes, Dothideales, Saccotheciaceae. The record is from RefSeq and is a predicted model, not a curated record.